Messenger RNA from Coffea arabica (coffee), 2848 nucleotides. The record is from RefSeq and is a predicted model, not a curated record. Lineage: Eukaryota; Viridiplantae; Streptophyta; Magnoliopsida; Gentianales; Rubiaceae.
AUGGCUGAAUUGAUUGUUCCAAAGAUAAUUGAUCAAUUGAGUGAUGUUCUCGUGAAGCAGUUUGGGGAGAAAGUCAACCUGGUGAUGGGGGUUGAAGAGGAGGUUGCAAAUAUCUCCUCUAAGUUGGCAACCAUUGAAAAAGUGCUGCAUGAUGCAGAGAGACGAAGGCUGAAGGAGGAACCUGUGGGAAUUUGGCUCGAAAAGCUGGAAGACAUAACAUAUGAGAUGGACAAUGUGCUGGACGAAUGGAACUUCAAGAUUCACAGAGCAAAGAAUGAGGGAACUCAUCAGAAUGCCAGAAUUCAGCCAACAUUGUGGAUCAAGUCAAGGAAGAAAGGGGGUUCAAGUUAUCUCUAUAGUAGGGGUCGGGGUAGUGGAAAGACCACACUUGCCCAGCUACUUUUCAAUAAUGAUAAAGUGAAGAAUCACUUUGAACUUAGAAAUUGGAUCUGUGUAUCAGAUCCUUUUGACCAGAAAAGGAUUGCGAAAGCUAUCCUUGAGAAUGCUGGUUCUCAAGAAUCAGAGUUGGAUCCUUUGAUCCAACGUAUAAAAGAAACUUUUUCUGGUAAGAGAUUCCUGCUUGUCCUAGAUGAUGUCUGGACAGAGGAUGACUCAAAGUGGGAACCUUUCAAAGACUCUCUUAAGGAUGGGGCUUCCGGAAGUGUAAUCUUGGUGACAACCAGGAGUCAAAGAGUGGCCAGAGUGAUGGGAUCGACUGAUACUCACCGCUUGAGCCUGAUCUCUGACUCCGAUUGUUGGCUAAUAAUGCAAAGGAUAGCAUUUGAUGGAAGAUCAAAGGAUAGCAUUUGGGGGUGUAAGAAAGUGGAAAGCAUUGGGGAAAAAAUUGCGAAAAAGUGCAAGGGCUUGCCACUUGCUGCAAAGACCAUGGGAAGCCUGUUACGGUUCAAAGAUACCGUACAGCAGUGGCAGAAUAUUUUGGAUAGUGAGAUAUGGCAAUUGGAGGAAGCAACUAUGGAACUUUUCCCUCUUUUGUAUUUAAGCUAUAACGAGUUGUCCCCGGAGCUGAAACAUUGCUUCUCCUAUUGUGCUGUCUUUCCCAAAGAUCAUUCGAUAUUUGUAGAAGAGCUUAUUGGGAUGUGGAUAGCAGAAGGUUAUGUUCGCCCAAGGCGAAGAGGUGAGCGCUUGGAACUGGUGGGCCAUGAGUACUUCGACAAUUUGGCAAUGCGUUCCUUUUUUCAAGAAUUACGAAAAGUUGAGUUCUUUCUAGUUCAUGAUUUUACAUUGUGCAAGAUGCAUGACAUAGUACAUGAUUUUGCACAAUUUCUCAGAAAAAAUGAAUUAUGUCAUGUACUUGAUGGAAUUGAUUAUGAACAAGGCAUUGGAAGAAAUUCAUCUAGUGAAAGAGCACGUCAUCUAACGUGGCUUGGCACUGAGAGGAUGUUUAGUUCUCUAGUUGUUGAUUUUGGAAGGCUCAGGAGCUUUUUUGCUCUUCCACGUGGAAGAGUAGUGCCCCAAGAUUUGUUCUGCAGUUUGAAGUGCGUGAGGACCCUGGCUUUAUGUGAUUGUGAGAUAGUUGAAAUCCCAGCCGAGAUCGGAAGUUUGAUUCAUCUUCGGCACUUGGACUUAAGUUGGAAUCCUUUUGUGACACUGCCAGAAGCUAUAUGUGAUCUAUAUUAUUUGGAAACUUUUGACAUCACUAUGUGUAGAAAGCUUUCAUGCCUUUCUCAAAGGAUUGAAGGCCUUGUACACUUGAGGCACCUUUUCAAUUUUGGGACCUCUGAAUCACUUCAAAUUCCACAAGGACUUAGGAAGCUUACUUCACUUUGUACUUUGACUCAGUUCAUCACCAGGGGCAACUCUGAUGAUUUGGCAAUUUUGAAGGACUUGAACCAACUGGAAAGAUUGAUCAUUCAUAUUCAUGGAGAAGUAGAUUUUGGGAGUGCUGAACUUGGAAAGAAAAAAAACAUGCGUGAAAUGUCUUUGUUGUUUAGCAAUAGGGUCCACUUUAUAGAAACUCCAAGUUGCAUUGAAAGCGUGGAACCACCUCCAAACUUGCAACAACUUGCGCUAACUCGCUGUCCAGGAAACGAGUUACCAAGUUGGCUUGUGACGACGUCUCUUGUCAAUAACUUGACGAAGCUAAUUAUCAAUGAGGCCUACAAUAUCUCAUCCUUGCCUGCCUUGUGGAAGUUGUCGUCCCUAGAAGAACUUGGGCUCAUUGGAGUGGGAAAGCUAGAAUGUUUGAGUAAGGCAUUCUUUGGAAUUACAAAAGCAGUGCAUGAGAAUAGUCAUGAAACUUUUGAUGCAUUGUCAAACUCUGAGCCAUCAUCCUUAACUGAAGCAGUAGCAUUUCCGAAUUUGAGAAAAUUACGAUUUUCUUACUUCCAAAAUUGGACAAAUUGGGAAGACUUAAGUGAAGAUGAUGAAGAACUUGCUAUCUCUAUCAUGCCACAUCUGGAGGAGCUAAAAAUUUAUGAUUGUGAAAAGGUUGAAAUUUUGCCACAUCGCAUCCUCGGAAGGAUAUCAUCUCUCAAAACAUUGGAUAUUCGGAAUUGCUUCAAGUUGAGUGAUCGUUACUCUAGUAAAACAGGAGAUGACUGGAUAAAGAUAUCACACAUUCCUCGAGUUGACAUAUCUGAUGAAUAUUAAUCCGCUCAGAUAAUACUCGUUGAUGGCCCAAAAUUGAAGCUACAGCAGGAGGCAUUGGAGGAUCAAUCCCUACGGCAACUUUUCACUUAGGUGCAUUUAAAAUUCAAAUAAUUGCAAAUAUGGUUGAAGAGCCACAUCCAUAUGCUUUGUUUAGAAUCAUUUGUUGAAACCGUUUGUAUCCUUAACAAUUUCCAGAUUGACUUUCAAGUGUGACAUAACCAGUCUUUGUUUCUUCAAA